Molecule: messenger RNA, 1969 nt
Organism: Archocentrus centrarchus (flier cichlid)
Lineage: Eukaryota; Metazoa; Chordata; Actinopteri; Cichliformes; Cichlidae
Gene: nek2
Product: NIMA-related kinase 2
Exons: 9
Coding region: 264-1604 (446 amino acids)
Biological process (GO): protein phosphorylation
Molecular function (GO): protein kinase activity; ATP binding
Source: RefSeq, a predicted model, not a curated record
GGAUUUCUGCACCAAUUUAAACGGAGAGCGACCGCUUCCUGUUUUGGUAACUAACACACGAAUACACGGUCGAGCGAAGAAAGGCAAACAAAUCGCACAUUUAGUCAUAUAAAUCGGCAGCAAAGGCGGCUCAGGAUUAAACUGCGCGCCUAUUUUGAAGGACGCUGUUUCUGGUUUGUAAUUAUGUUUAAGUAGUCAGUGCUGACGGUAAGGCGACCGUUAAGUCCGGUAGAUUUGAACGUUAGAAUCGAUUAAAAACCACCAUGCCGUCCCGGGUGGAGGACUACGAGGUACUGCACACCAUAGGAUCCGGCUCCUACGGAAGGUGCCAGAAAAUAAGGCGGAAAGCCGACGGAAAGCUCCUGGUGUGGAAGGAGCUGGAUUAUGGCACCAUGGCUGAGAGUGAGAAGCAGAUGCUGGUGUCAGAGGUGAACCUGCUGAGGGAGCUCAAGCACCCAAAUAUAGUGAGGUACUAUGACCGCAUCAUAGACCGAACUAACACCACCCUGUACAUCGUCAUGGAGUACUGCGAAGGCGGUGACCUGUCCAGUCUCAUCAGCCGUUGUGUCAAGGAGAGGCGGUAUGUGGAGGAGCAGUUCAUUCUGCGAGUCAUGGCCCAGCUCACGUUGGCCCUGAAGGAGUGCCACAGGCGGAGUGACGGCAGGGCGACGGUCCUUCAUCGGGACCUGAAACCGGCCAAUAUCUUCCUCGACAUCAGGCAGAAUGUCAAACUGGGCGACUUUGGUCUGGCGAGGAUCCUGAACCACGACACCAGCUUUGCAAAGACGUUUGUCGGGACGCCGUACUACAUGUCUCCAGAACAAAUAAACCGGAUGUCGUACAACGAGAAGUCCGAUAUUUGGUCUCUGGGGUGUCUGCUUUAUGAACUUUGCGCCUUAUCGCCUCCUUUUACUGCUUACAACCAAAAAGAGCUGGCAGAAAAGAUCAGAGAGGGGAAGUUCAGAAGAAUCCCGUAUCGGUACUCUGAGGAGCUGAACACCCUGCUCAGCAAAAUGCUCAACUUAAAGGACUAUCUCAGACCUUCUGUAGAGUCUAUUCUCCAGAGCAGCCUGCUGUGCGAGGCGGUUGCUGAGGAGCAGAGGAAGGCACAGGCGCUCCCCCAAAGGAGAUCGGCGGACUCUGACGUUCCCCUCCACAAACCCGCUGAGCCGGCAGCCGCCCCUGCUGCAGAGCUCAGACUGAAGGAACAGGCGCUGCGGGACCGAGAACAAGCGCUGAAGGAACGUGAGGAGAGGCUGGAGAGAAGGGAGCAGGAGCUGUGUGCUCGUGAGCGACUUUCAAAUGAGAAGCUUGCACGAGCGGAGAGGUUACUGAAAAAUUACAGCCGCCUACAGCACCAGGGGGACCUGACACCGAUCUGUGGCAGAGACAUAGAUGUGGAGAACCUCUCUCCGGGUAAGAAGAAGGUCCAUUUUGCCGGCGAGAGCAAAGAGAACCAGCGGCCCAAUAAUCGGCAGAGCGUGACAUCACAGGAGCUGCUGCUGCUGAGGAGGCUGCAGGCGGCCCCCCAGCGCACCCAGACGCUGUGCGAAGUGGAGAAGAUGUGUCAGCUCAAAAGCAGGCAGCUCCUCGGCCUCCGCUGAUCACACAGAUGUGACCGUGUGAUUCGUGAACAUGAAAAUAUUUGAAGGCCUUGAGUCGUGACAUCUGGAUGAGAAUGUUUGUGUGUAGCUGUGUAGGGCCUGUGUGUGCGUUCCUGUUAUAUUUGAAUUUAGUUUGAUAAGUGAAUGUGUUGAUAUUGCAGGCAGCUAAUGUGAUUAUCAGUGUACUUUGUAUAUUUUUGCUAUAUUUAUGGCUGUAGACAUGAAAAAAGCUUGUUUAUUUCUUUAAUGACAUGUCUAUUAGAAGUGAUAGUAUAUGAGGAAUAAUCUGUGAUCCUAUGAUGCCAAUAAAUAUGUAAUCUUUCAAGAAUGAUUGUAAACACCACAUGCAAAGUAGAUAUGUUGAU